Molecule: messenger RNA, 946 nt
Organism: Musca domestica (house fly)
Lineage: Eukaryota; Metazoa; Arthropoda; Insecta; Diptera; Muscidae
Product: calcyphosin-like protein
Exons: 4
Coding region: 131-775 (214 amino acids)
Molecular function (GO): calcium ion binding
Source: RefSeq, a predicted model, not a curated record
GUGUAAGAGCAUUUGAUUUUGAAGAACAGUAUCGAUAUCAUAUUUGACAGUGUUGCACGCAAAUCUUCUUUUCGGAUUCUUAAUAAAAUUAACAUUUUGUGAUAAAACAUUUUUUUAAAAUUUAUAAGAAAUGAGUUUUCGCGACGAUUUCUAUUCAAAGGAAGCAACGCUUAUAAAUCGGGCAAGACGAGAAUUGGCCAAUGGACUGGAAAAACAACCGAUCGACAAACUGAGAUUGAAGUGCUUCACUCGCGGAUCCGCUGGUAUCCUUAGUUUGUGCAGGUCCCUUCGAAAUAUGGAAAAUGGUGAAAGUAAAUCAGUCAAUUUUGAUGAUUUUAAAGCGGCAAUAAAACAAAGUGGAAUAGAUUGUACCGAUGACGAAGUAAAGGAUAUCUUCGCUUGUUUUGAUGGUGAUAAUUGUGGUCAUAUCAACACUAAGGAGUUUGUAUCAAAAUUAAGGCCUCCUAUGAUCCGUUCUCGUUUGGAUGUAAUUGAAAAGGCAUUUGCAAAGGCCGAUCACUCCGGCAACGGAGUCAUAACUGUAAACGAUUUGAAAAAUCUCUACAAUGUUAAGGACCAUCCCAAGUAUCUGAGUGGGGAAGUGACGGAAAAACAAAUACUUUCUGAAUUUCUUAGUAAUUUUGAUGGCAACACUGGCAACUUGAAUGCAAAAAUUCCCAAGGAAGAUUUCCUUAAUUACUAUGCAGGUGUCAGUGCUUCAAUUGAUAACGAUGCUUACUUUGACUUGGUCAUGCGUCGAGCCUAUAAACUUUAAUUUUUUUGACAAUGUUAAAAAUUGUUCGUUUCAUUUUUUGAAUUAUAUAAAAAAUAUGGCACAGCAAAUUUUUAAAAAUGCUAUUACACUUAAGAUAGACUCAAUUUGUUUGCAAUAAGUCAGAAAAAUAUUAAUAAAACAAAAUAAAAAUAAUAAUAAAUUCUUGAUCAA